Cinclus cinclus is the source of this 1104-nucleotide messenger RNA. It is a transcript of the gene BARHL2, whose product is annotated as BarH like homeobox 2. Gene Ontology annotation, cellular component: nucleus. Gene Ontology annotation, biological process: regulation of transcription by RNA polymerase II. The record is from RefSeq and is a predicted model, not a curated record. The transcript is spliced from 3 exons. Gene Ontology annotation, molecular function: DNA-binding transcription factor activity, RNA polymerase II-specific; RNA polymerase II transcription regulatory region sequence-specific DNA binding. Lineage: Eukaryota; Metazoa; Chordata; Aves; Passeriformes; Cinclidae. Bases 1 to 1104 code for a protein of 367 amino acids.
AUGGAGGGGCCGAGCGGGUCCAGCUUCGGGAUAGAUACGAUCCUGUCGGGUGGCAGCCCCGGAGUCAUGAACGGAGAUUUUCGCCCCCACGGCGACGGCCGGCCGGCGGAUUUUAGGAGCCAGGCCACGCCGUCCCCUUGUUCGGAAAUCGACACGGUGGGGACGGCGCCCUCAUCGCCUAUCUCGGUGAGCAUGGAGCACCCCGAGCCGCACCUGGGGGUGGCGGAAAGCCUCCCGCCGCCGCCGCACCACCUCCACCUCGGCCCACACCCGCCGCCGCCGAGUUUGCAGCCGUCGCCCCCGCAGCCACCGCCGCCACAGCUGGGCUCGGCCAGCUCCGGCCCCAGGACUUCCACCUCUUCUUUUUUAAUUAAAGACAUUUUGGGCGACAGCAAACCGCUAGCGGCGUGUGCACCUUACAGUACCAGCGUCCCCUCUCCCCACCACACUCCCAAGCAGGAGGGCAGCGCGGCCCCGGAGAGCUUCAGGCCCAAACUCGAGCAGGAGGACGGUAAAGCCAAGCUCGACAAGCGCGACGACCCGCAGGGGGACAUCAAAUGCCACGGGACAAAGGAGGAGGGCGAUCGGGAGAUCAGCAGCAGCCGGGACAGCCCGCCGGUGCGGGCCAAGAAGCCUCGGAAGGCACGAACAGCCUUCUCCGACCAUCAGCUCAACCAGCUGGAGCGCAGCUUCGAGCGGCAGAAGUACCUGAGCGUGCAGGACCGCAUGGACUUGGCCGCCGCCCUCAACCUCACCGACACGCAGGUCAAAACCUGGUACCAGAACCGGAGGACGAAGUGGAAGCGACAGACGGCGGUGGGCCUGGAGCUGCUGGCCGAGGCCGGGAACUACUCAGCGCUGCAGCGGAUGUUCCCCUCGCCCUACUUCUAUCACCCCAGCCUGCUGGGCAGCAUGGACAGCACGACGGCGGCUGCGGCGGCCGCAGCCAUGUACAGCAGCAUGUACCGGACUCCCCCCGCGCCGCACCCCCAGCUCCAGCGGCCGCUGGUGCCGCGGGUGCUGAUCCACGGGCUGGGGCCCGGCGGGCAGCCGGCCCUCAACCCCCUGGCCAACCCCAUGCCCGGCACCCCGCACCCCCGGUGA